This is a messenger RNA of Durusdinium trenchii, 1602 nucleotides long. Lineage: Eukaryota; Dinophyceae; Suessiales; Symbiodiniaceae. The record is from the annotation of a GenBank genome assembly.
AUGGUGGGGUCCGAAGAAGCAGGUCAGACGCUCAUUGAGUUGGACGAGGUUUGGUCUGGCCUCAAGCAUACCUGCCUGGUUGAGCACACGUUCUGGGAGUCUGGACCGGCCACAGGCCAGGUUGAGGCUGUGUUGCGUGAAUACAAAGACUUGUCGGCUACCCUGUGUGACAUGGCUAAUUUUGUCUUCCUCCAAAACGACAAGUUCAAAGAGAAACAAAAGCUUGACGUCGCCGCUACAACACUCAAGCGCUGGGUGGACAUCGUUCCAAACAAACUCAAGAAGUGGGUCGAUACUGGCUUGGCGCAACUUGUGGAGGACCGCAUGCUGUCCGUCUGCCGCUCAAAGCAGCAAGCUUUGUUUUCCGCUGGGUUGACAGCGGUGGCUGAAGUAACAAAGCAGUGCGUCGCUGGGUCGCCACCUUCCUUCAACCAGGGUGCCCAGCAACAAUUGCUCAUGAAGAUUCCCAAGAGUCACAGCCUGAGGCCCUUGGUGACCUCUUUCUUGGAGGUGCUCACUUUGCAAAGCCAAUCAGGGGACCAGCUGAAGCUGGCCACUGCCUUGGACAUGACCGGCAAGCAUUACCAGGAAGCGCUUUCCACUGCAGAGUGGCAGGAGGACCUGCGCAAAACAGGCCUGAAAGAGGCCAGUGCCUGGCUCAAGGCUCUUCGCCAGAAGGUUGCCUGCGAAGCUCUUGACGAGAUGGAGCGCACACACAAGAAACGAUGUCUCUCCAUGGAAAAAAUCAAAGUGGCCAAGCUGCCCAGUUUGACGGAUGAGGAGAACUAUCGCAAAGUUGGGCUACGAUGUGUGGGGCAAUUGGCUGACGUCACGGCCCUGCUAGAAAAGGAUUGCAAGGCUCUCAAGACUCUCCGCUCUGCCUUGGUGAGGCUGAAGGCUGCGCAGUUUGGCGAGGAAAACACAACCCCUCUUCUUGCAGAGCUCGAACUUGCCCAAAAGAAAGCUGGGCAUGAUGUGUUUGCGCCUGGUCCAGGUGAGAUUGAGUGCGAGGAGCUGGUGGUACAAACAAGUUUUCAUGUAGCUGCUGUCGCGGCCUUGUGCCUGGUUCGAAACCCAAAGCUUGCGCCUCCCAAUCCCGAUGGUAAAUUGCUCAAACAAGUUGCCGAUAUCUCAGUCACAUUGAGGGGCAAAUGGGAGCUGCUACCGGAGGGCGAGCUGAAGCUUCAAGGGGGGGCGCCAGGGGAGGAGGAAGAGCCUGAAAAGGAAGGUGAGCGCAAAGACGACCAGCACGAGGUCAAGAAGAGCAAAGGCAAGGACAAGAAAGAGAAGAAAAGAGACGACGAUGACAAAGAAGACAAGAAAGACAAGAAGGAGAAGAAACGCAAGAAGGAGGACAAAGACAAAGGUGAGGGCAAGAAAACAAACAAAGACAAGAAGAGUGACAAACACGACAAGAAGGAGAAGAAGGAAAAGAAGGAGCGGCGCCAGCAGGCGGAAGACAAGGUUGAAAAGGCCAAGAGCAGAAAGCGAAAGGUUGAAGAAGAAGAAGAAGAAGAAGAACGCCCUGUGCCAGAGCCCAAGGCCACCCCGAGGCCGAAAGGUAAAUGCAAGAGCGCGCCAAAGCCAAAGGCAAAGCCAAAG